Rhinocladiella mackenziei CBS 650.93 is the source of this 1803-nucleotide messenger RNA. RefSeq lists its product as uncharacterized. The transcript is spliced from 8 exons. NCBI's taxonomy places the organism in Eukaryota, Fungi, Ascomycota, Eurotiomycetes, Chaetothyriales, Herpotrichiellaceae. Bases 1 to 1803 code for a protein of 600 amino acids. Gene Ontology annotation, molecular function: ATP binding; ATP-dependent protein folding chaperone. The record is from RefSeq and is a predicted model, not a curated record.
AUGUCAUCCCAAAGGACGACCAACCGUGAGAUUUCUGUUCACCAUAAAAUCAUUGUUGGCGUUGACUAUGGCACCACCUACUCAGGAGUUGCUUUCGCGACGACAAAUACGCUUAGUUGGCAAGACAUAGUUCUGGUGUCCAAGUGGCCGGGAAACCCAGACACGGCCUGGAAGACACCCUCUAUCAUCGCAUACGCAUCCGAGAAUGAAAAGUUCAAAUUCCCCCGCAACCAGUACGGCUACCAAGUGACCCAGGCCCACAAACAAUAUGCCUGGACAAAGCUACAACUUGAAGGCAGCAUUGAUCGCACAGAGCAUGAUGAUCCGCUCCUGGAACACUUGUAUGGAACCACCUUCUCCGAGUCUCCUAAUCUCCCACCGAAUAAAUCGGCAAAGGAUGUUGUGCAAGACUACCUCACCGAAAUCUACCAUUAUAGUAUGCAAUAUCUCAAACUGCGACUAGGCGCUCCAGUCGUCGAUAUCUUCCCGAUAGAGUGCUGGAUCACAAUGCCUGCGAUUUGGUCGGACCGCGCUCAGCAACUCACUCGUGAAGCUGCUCUGGGGGCCGGUUUCGGAUCACGGCCGAGGGACAAGGUCAAGAUGAUCUCCGAACCCGAGGCAGCAGCCUUGUACGCAUUGAAACCUUUUCUCACUUCUGCUGCAACGUUCCCAUUGAAAGUAGGGCAGCAUGUCUUGGUCUGUGAUUGCGGUGGAGGGACGAUAGAUCUAAUCACUUACGAAAUCGUUCGGACUGAGCCGCUGGUUCACAAGGAAAUAUGCCGCGGAUCAGGUGGAAAAUGUGGCUCUACCUUCAUUGAUCGCCGUUUUCUGGUGUGGAUGGGCAAGACCUUUGGAGAUGCGUAUUUCUCGGUCGAUAGCAAGAAACGUGGACCUGGCAGCACUUUCAUGAGAUCUUUCGACACAGCUAAGAAAGAUUUCGGACGUAAAGGUGACGAAAAAGAGCAAUACUAUGUCGAACCUAUCAUCAUGAACGUUGACAACGAGGAACUGUAUGACAAAGAAGACCAAACUGUGAAAAUUCCCCGGGAUACUAUGAAGGAAUUCUUCGAUCCCGGCGUCGACACAUGUAUCAAAUUGGUGGAGGAUCAAGCUUCGCAGUUGAAGAAAAAGACGAACACCCAAAUUGAUAGAGUCAUUCUGGUAGGUGGUUUCGGUGCCUCACCUUACCUGAAUACGAAAUUGGAAGAAUGGUGUAACCGGAGUGGAAUUGCCCACUUCACAUCGCCAGAGGACUGUCAAGCGGCCAUUGUCAAAGGAGCUGUUUUGCGAGGACUGGAAGGAGUGCGACCUAUUAGCAUCAUUGCGAAGAGACAUUACGGUUGGUGUUGGGGAGAACCAUUCAGAGAGGGAAUUGACGACGAAAACGAUGCCUACAUUGAUGAAUUCGACCAGCGCAAGUAUUGCGCGGACAGGAUGCAUUGGACAGUCAGCAAGGGACAAGAGCUGGACCGGAACUUUAAGCUCAACAGAGGCGUGUCUCAGACUCUUGGUUCGAAUGCAAAAGAGAUAGCAAGCGAAGUGUCGCUUUUCUCUUGUCGAUUGGACAACGCCCCAGAGCAUCUCAAGACUUCCGACGUGCGAUUAGAAGGGACCAUUAAGACCCGGCUGAGCCUAGAAAGGGCAUCCAGGAAGAAAGUGAGCUCCCAGUCUGGGAAGACUAUUUACCAAUUUUCUUAUCAGGUUGAGGUUGAUUUUCGGUCAGAAGAGGGCGUUUUGGCGUUCAGAUCGUUUGGAAAUGGGAUCGAAGAGGGGAUGGCAAGUAUCACCUUUGAAAGUUGGUAG